CCUUAUUCAUAAUUACUUGCGAGAGAUCCCAUGCUCAAUCAGACCGUGGUUUGGUUUAUUUAAUGAAGCUUUCCUAACUUCUUCUGGAACUUGCUUUGUCUUUGGUUGGCAUGAUGAAUGAAUGUUGCUUGUCGGCCGAUGAACGAGAAGCUCGAAGAAUCAGUCAAGAUAUCGAGAGACAGCUCCAGUCCGCCAAAAAAGAAAAGCAGCACCAGCUGAAGCUGCUACUGUUAGGUACAGGCGAGAGUGGAAAAAGCACCUUCAUCAAGCAGAUGAGGAUCAUCCAUGGGAAAGGCUACUCAGAGGAUGACAGGAGGACUUUUACCAGGUCUAUUUCCCAGAAUAUAUUCGUCGCAGUGCAAGCCAUGAUUGAAGCCAUGAAAACACUUAAGAUUCCGUUCACAGAUGACAAAAAUACGGCUUAUGCUGCAAUGCUGCAUAAAGUGAAUCCAGAUAAUAUGAGCACCAUAGAUAAGCAAUAUGCCGAUGCUAUAAGCAGCAUGUGGCGAGAUCCCAGCAUGCAGCAGUGCUACGAGCGCCGGAGAGAGUACCAGCUCUCUGAUUCAGCCAAAUAUUACCUGGAUGAUCUGGCACGAAUAUCCACUCCCCUUUACGUGCCCUCUGAGCAGGAUAUUCUCCGUGUCCGAGUUCGCACCACUGGAGUCAUAGAGUACCCCUUUACAAUUAACCAUGUUGUAUUCAGGAUGGUUGAUGUAGGCGGUCAGCGCUCAGAGAGGAGGAAAUGGAUCCACUGUUUCGAGGAUGUGACGUCUAUCAUUUUCCUGGUGGCACUAAACGAGUAUGACCAGGUCCUGUUUGAGAACCCUAAUGAGAAUCGUAUGGAAGAGAGUAAAGCACUCUUUAAGACCAUCAUCAAUUACCCAGUGUUCCAAAGGACUUCCAUGAUCAUCUUUUUCAACAAGACAGAUCUCCUUCGAGAGAAAAUCUCCAAGUCCCACCUUGCAGACUACUAUCCUAACUACAAAGGUCCCAAGAAUGAUCCAGAUGCAGCCAUGAAGUUCAUCCUCAAAAUGUAUGAAGCUCUGAACACAGACGCUUGUAGACGCCUUUACUCGCAUUUCACUUGUGCCACAGACACAGAAAAUAUCCGUUUAAUCUUUUCGGCUGUAAGAGACACCAUAAUGAGGAACAACUUUGACGAUUUCAAUUUGACGUAGGACAGCUACAUCUUUUAUUUUGGUAUUAUAGAUAUUUAUUUAAUACUUUUAUAAAUAUUUCAUAUGUGCAAAUGUUACAUUUUUUUCCCAUGUCAUUUGUUUUGCAUGAUUUUGGUUGUGUUUGAUAUGUGGCCACAUGAAGGCAUAUUCUAACAUGGUGAAUUACAUCUUCACUUUAAAAUAUAUUCAACAUUCAAACCCUAAUGAAACUCUUAUUAUAAUCCCUGAGUUUAGGUGUGGCAUUAAUAACAUACCCUGCAUAGCGUAUCUCAAUUGUUAUGAAAAAUGUUACCAAAUAAAGAAUAUUUACUCUUAAAGACACCAUUAAAUCCCCCCCAAAAAUAUGCAACCACAUGGCGUUAUUACCAUUCUGUCAUUUAACAUUAAACAUAUUCUUUGCUGUACUUUAGAAUGGGUCCACUAGGUGGCAGCACUGUAUUUGGAUAUGUUUACUAUUAACAAGGUCACAGAUUCUUAUUUUUUUAAAUGUCUGCAAUAUAUUAACAGAUUAUUAUCCCUAUUUGUAGUAUACCGAAAAUUAUUUAAUGAAAUCGUGCACCAGAGUGUAAUUAACAGUAUAAGAUUACAUGGAAUUUUAUAAAAAUCUGUUACAAUAACUAAUAAUCAGAAAGGCACUACACAUGUGCAUUGCAAAUGCAGUAUGCAUUCCUGCCUGAAUAUUUCUGAAGCAUUUAUUAUUAAAUUUCCCAACAAUAAUUACAGCAUUGUCUCUGUAAAAAAAAAAAGGCUCAGCCAACCAAUUAUGAUUUAGCAAGGUGCCGAGCCAUUCGUUAGCUUAAGGAGUUGACUCUAAAGGUUCUUUCCUGUCCUCAUGUGGGUGUGUGAGAAUUUGCCCAAGAAAUGGCUAUGUAUCGACCCUGGCAGGGAAUCGAACCCGGACCCUUGAGUUGCAAGGCACCAGUGCUAACCACUAAACCACUGUGCCUCACUCCAUAAGAAUUCGUAAAAUUGAGAUGGAAAUUUUAAGCUCCUGUUGUGUCCAUCUGAUGACUCUAUCAACAUUCUCUUUAAAGAUCAUUAGAAGCAACUAAACCAUAUCCUUUGUGCUGCUAGAGUGGGUUAGUAUUUAAGUUAUUUAUAGCGAUGGUUUAAAAAUCCAUGACUUAAAGCAGUACUUUAGCUUACUAGCCACACCAUCUUACUUUUCUAGAGUUGUUUGCUAAUUAAUUGACCAACUGACCCAACUAUGUGUUUUGCCAUUGGAAAAAUAAAGUAAACUGCCUCAGUAAACUGUUAUAAUAUUGGACAUUGUGCUGUAUUAGAGGUAUUGGACCACCACUGGAAUGAUCAAAAGAUUUUUUUCUGGCAACCUCCGGUUUAAAUAAAGCCAGUCUGAUAAAAUCCAACAUGUGAUUUAUUUGAAAUUAUACUGUAUAUAUGUAGAUAUACUUAGACAAAUAUACUGCCUUUUUUUUUCUAAAAGAACAAGAAAUGCUGCUGUCGGUUUAAAGUCACCUCUGUCUCAUUAAAUUGUAAAUAUUGCAUGUUUGUGAAUGUACAGUAAUGCACAGUAAGUAGUAAGUGUUUUAUAACACUUAUAAAUAUGCCUACAUUUUGACACUUCACUAAA
Molecule: messenger RNA, 2769 nt
Organism: Clarias gariepinus (North African catfish)
Lineage: Eukaryota; Metazoa; Chordata; Actinopteri; Siluriformes; Clariidae
Product: guanine nucleotide-binding protein G(q) subunit alpha-like
Exons: 7
Coding region: 111-1178 (355 amino acids)
Biological process (GO): adenylate cyclase-modulating G protein-coupled receptor signaling pathway; phospholipase C-activating dopamine receptor signaling pathway; action potential
Cellular component (GO): heterotrimeric G-protein complex
Molecular function (GO): guanyl nucleotide binding; G-protein beta/gamma-subunit complex binding; GTPase activator activity
Source: RefSeq, a predicted model, not a curated record